GCUUGACCCGAUGUGAGCUGUAAAUGGUCUAUUUUUCACAUUUCUUUUACUUUUAGACCCUGACCGAUAUUCACUUAGUAAGGUAUCUGGUUUAGUGUGGCUAAUUGAUGGGCUCUUGUUCUCAUUAUAAAAUGCUGCUUUUCCUCUUGAAACCGAUCGGUAAGUCUCUCUACCUCGCUUUGGCGAGUUUGAAGCUAGAGAAAUUAUUCUCAUAUCAGUUCAUAUCUUUAUUCUGCUAUCUCUUGAAGUCAUAGGUCUCUUCAAGAUCUUCCUAGGAGUCUUCUCUUGCUUCUUCGGUUCAUCUAUUUUCUGCUUCUGUGUCAUCAAAUUGGAGAGAUAAAUAAAAUUAUCAACUCUCUUUGUUAUCUUCAGUAGUUUCCUUGAUUGAAGUCUCAAUUUCUUUUUGAUUUCAAAAUGUUGUUUGUCAACAUUAAUUAAUCUCUUCUUUGGAGCCUUCUUCUUUACCUCGCUAUUCUUGUUACUUGUAUUCUGAGAGGAUCUGGUCAAUGGUUAUGGGCUUCCGCUCCUCCUCUUCAAAAUAAGUUACAGGCUUGCUCCUGUAUACUGUUGAAAAAUUUUUGGUUCUAGGCUUAAUAUUGCUCUUAUCAAGCUGAAACAUGAGUUCUUUCUCUCUCUCAAAGGCCCGAUAAACAUUACUCUGACUUGCAAUGAGCAUCCUGAAUACCUUAUGAUAUGUCUUAGUAUUCUUCAAUUUAAGAUACCCUCUUGAAGUCUUCGGUCUUUUCUUAGUACUGGGAGUUUCAUCCUUCGCUUUAUUCUUCUUCUUGCUAGUGCCUCUUUGUAACUUCUCUUCUCGUUUCUUCUGUGCAAAAAUUUCCUUCCUCUCCAUUUCCUUCUGGUUCUGUAACUUACGCUUUCUCCGUUGUUCCAUAUUAUGCUUCUGUUGUUUCUUCCCAUACUUCUGGGUUUCUUUAAAUCUGCGUUCGAAUAAACGGUCUUUGCGGUCCAUUUCUGCUAGCUCACCUUCUAAAUCAACAUGGUUCUCAAUAUGUUUGAACUGGUUCUUCUUAACAUUAGUCUGUUUCUUCUUUUUAUACUGAUAAUACGCUUGGGGCUCAUUCUCUACAAACUUAUUAAACUUCGUAUGGGACUGAUACUCAGUCUGCGGCCUCUGCAACCCAUCGUUCCUAGUCUUGGGCUUAGGAUAAAACGGCUCUAGGCGUUCAUCCCUGACAUUUUUCCAGCCAGCAUGGUGCUCUUUGAAUAGAGAUUUGAGUGAGAUUUCACUAACUUGGCUGUCAU
This is a messenger RNA of Moneuplotes crassus, 1263 nucleotides long. The record is from the annotation of a GenBank genome assembly. Lineage: Eukaryota; Ciliophora; Spirotrichea; Euplotida; Euplotidae.